GAAAAAAAAAGUCAAAUGUGAAAGAAGAUUAUGUCUUCUUCUCCAAACGGAAAGAGCUUAGCAAAAUUCUUCUGAAUGAAUAAUCGGCGAUUAUGUCUUUGAAAAACGAUGCGAGUAGUAGCCACGACGGUGGAAGCAACAGAGAAAGCGUAAUCGAUGAUCAUGGCCGCCGUAAAAGCACUUGCGGCUACUGUAAAUCCCCAGCUCGGUCCAGUAUCUCUCACGGUUUAUCAGCACAGACUCUUACCGUUUAUGACUACCAAGGUUUGUUGCUAUUAUUGGACUCUAUGUGUGAUGAACCAAUUUUGUUGACAGAAUAGAGAUCUUUUAUGUAUCUUUGCUUUACUUUUCUGUAGCUCUUAUUGACCGAGGCUGGAGAAGAUCUGGUACUUAUCUUUACAAACAUGAGAUGGAUAAAACGUGUUGCCCUCCUUAUACGAUACGUUUGAAAGCAAGUGAUUUUGUUCCUACUAAAGAGCAGCAGCGAGUUUCUAGAAGACUAGAAAGGUUCUUGGAUGGCAAACUAGAUGUGCAGCCCAGGGAACAAAGAGGUGCUUCUUCCUCUGGUGAUGUUUCAGAUACAAGGAGAAAAACACUUGGAGCUGCUAAAAGUGAAGAGAAUAAGAAAGUUGAAGCAGUUAUGGAUGAUUUGUCUAAAAAUAUUGACCAAGCUGUGCAAUUAUGCAUACGGAGUGGGGAAUUCCCGUCUAAUAUGCAGAUACCAAAAGCUUCAGUGAAGAAGGUUUUCUGUGCUAGAAGAAAGAAACUAGCUGAAGGAACAGAACAAAUCUUAUACACCAGCAACAUUGCUUUUCCAAUAGCAGCUGCAAUAAAACGCAUCCAGACAUCUGAGAAAGAGGGGAUAAAUAGUGCAGAAGGAAAUAGAUUAUCACCUGAAACUAUUUCUGAGAUGUUGUUGAGUGCAAUGCAUAAGGUGGGGGAAACUCCUGAUGUGUCUAUCAAAGUCUGUAAGGGCCAUAUCAAUUUCCUUUCAUCUGCCAAAGAUUCUUUUUCUGAUAGAGAUGUUGUACCUAAUGGUAACAUCUCGAGAGGAGCCAAUUCUUUAGAUGGAAGUGAAACCCUUCACGCUAAGAAGGAUUCAGAAAACCAUCAGGCAAGAAAGCGAAAGCUGGAGAUACAUUUGAAAAGGUCUAGUUUUGAUCCUGAAGAACAUGAGUUAUACAAACGGUAUCAGCUGAAAGUGCACAAUGAUAAGCCAGGGCACGUUGUAGAAAGUUCAUACAGAAGGUUUUUGGUCGACUCUCCUUUAAUAGAUGUUCAACCUUCAGGUGAUGAAAAGGUUCCGCCUUGUGGCUUCGGCUCUUUCCACCAACAAUAUAGAAUUGAUGGCCGCCUAAUUGCCGUCGGGGUUGUAGACAUUCUUCCUAAAUGUUUGUCAAGUGUAUACUUAUUCUGGGAUCCAGACUAUGCAUUCUUAUCGCUCGGAAAAUAUUCUGCCAUUCAAGAAAUUAAUUGGGUUAUAGAGAACCAAGCUCGCUGCCCUUCUCUUCAGUAUUACUAUCUUGGUUAUUAUAUACAUUCCUGCAGCAAGAUGAGAUAUAAAGCAGCCUAUCGUCCAUCUGAGCUUCUAUGUCCUCUCCGUUUCCAGUGGGUUCCAUUUGAAGUAGCAAGGCCGAUGCUUGAUAAAAAGCCAUAUGUCAUAUUGUCCGAUAUUGCUAUUUCACAUAAUCAAUGUUCUUUACUAGCUGGUGCUUCUGAAACUCUCGUGGAACCAGCAGCAAGUGAACAUGAAGACAUGGAACAAGGGGAGACGAAUGAUAACUUUAUGGGCUGCAGUGAUGAGGAUGAAGAUGAGGAUGAGGAUGAUGAUGAUGAUGAUGAUGAUGAUGAGGAAAUGUAUGAGACUGAAUCAGAGGACUCUCAUAUUGAGUCAGACCCUGGAUCCAAAGAUAACGACAUUAACAACAUCCUUAUCGGUCUUUAUGGAUCCCAAUAUAGAUACAAGGAAAUGCGGCAGAUCAUAACUCCCGUAGGCAGGAAGCAACUGGAACCGAUGUUACAAAGCUACCGCAAGGUUGUGGGCGCUGAGCUUUCAGAGAGAAUGGUGUAUGAAAUCAACUGAAGCUUCAACAAUACCAAGCUCCAUUGAGCUUUGGUACCAUUAGUCAUUAGAUAAAACUCAAAAUUGUUUGUAUUCAUGUUUCAGUUGUUGUAUAUCUAUGACUAUGAGACUUGUACAUGGUGUCUUUCUUUAAGUUUGUAUUUUCUGAUUACCUUUAUAUUGAAAAAAUUUCUGUCCAAGAAGUUGAAAACUAACUUACUGUUCAUGAAGUAGUUUUUGUCAAUCUUUGGUACGUACAUAUGGUUUUGUUAUGCUUUUUAAUUUUUGCAAGAAACAAACU
Messenger RNA from Arabidopsis thaliana (thale cress), 2363 nucleotides. It is a transcript of the gene ATE1, whose product is annotated as arginine-tRNA protein transferase 1. The transcript has 5 exons. The coding region runs from base 410 to 2083 and encodes 557 amino acids. NCBI's taxonomy places the organism in Eukaryota, Viridiplantae, Streptophyta, Magnoliopsida, Brassicales, Brassicaceae. Gene Ontology annotation, molecular function: arginyl-tRNA--protein transferase activity. The record is from RefSeq and is marked reviewed.